CAGCUCCUGUAAAUAUUGACGGGAAAGGGACUGGAAUCUCAGGAGGUUCCACACCGCUGGCUGCUCGUGAGGAAGUGAUCUCCGAUCAGAUUAAUGUGCUUCUGCUUUUCACAGGGGAUUACAAGGGGAGGAUUUGCAGUCGGGAAACAGAAACAAAACAUCACAGCAGAAUCUGACAUUCGCCCGAUUUAUCAUAACCUGAAUAUCAUUUGAUUUUGAACAUGGAAGGAGAAAGUACCAUUCACAGUGGAGAGAAAUCGUACAUGUGUCCUGUGUGUGGACGAGGCUUCAACCGAUCAUCUGGCUUGUCAAGACACCAGCGCAGCCACAUCGGGGAGAAACCAUGGAAAUGUGGGGACUGUGGGAAGGGAUUCAGAUUCCCAUCAGAGCUGGAAGAGCAUCGGCGCAGUCACACUGGGGAGAGGCCGUUCACUUGCUCAACGUGUGGGAAGGGAUUUACUCUUUCAAGCAACCUGCUGAGCCACCAGCGAGUUCACAGUAAAGAGAGACCUUUCAAAUGCCCAGACUGUGGGAAGUGCUUUAAAAGUUCCUGCGAGCUGAUGUCCCAUCAACGUGUUCACACUGACGAGAGACCGUUCAGGUGCUCUCAGUGCGGGACUGGGUUCAGGCGAUCAUCUCAACUCACUGUACACCAGCGAAUUCACACUGGGGAGAGGCCGUUCACCUGCACUGAGUGUGGGAAGGGAUUCACUCAGUCAUCUCACCUGCUGACACACCAGCGAGUUCACACUGGGGAGAAGCCAUUCACCUGCCCCCAAUGUGAGAAGGGAUUCACUCAGUUAUCUAGCUUGCUGACACACCAGCAAAUUCACACUGGGGAGAGGCCAUUCAUCUGCCCUCAGUGUGGGAAGAGAUUCACUCAGUCAUCCAACCUGCUGGCACACCAACGAAUUCACACUGGGGAGAGGCCGUUCACCUGCCCCCAGUGUGGGAAGGCAUUUAUUCAUUCAUCCCACCUGCUGACACACCAACGAAUUCACACUGGGGAGAGACCAUUCACCUGCCCCCAUUGUGGGAAGGGAUUCACUACCUCAUCCAAGCUGCUGGCACACCAACGAAUUCACACUGGGGAGAGACCAUUCACCUGCCCCCAGUGUGGGAAGGGAUUCACUACCUCAUCCAACCUGCUGACACACCAGCGAGUUCACAAAUAACUAAAGUGGUGGGAUUUUGCUCUUAAUCACAUCCAGGACUGAACCAUGUUCAUUGGGAUCUGUUUCUGCUGAUGUUAAUAAACUACAGACCGCUUAGGGGGGCUAAUAUUCUGGAUAAAUCUCAAAUAAAUUAGUUUUAUGU
This is a messenger RNA of Carcharodon carcharias (great white shark), 1317 nucleotides long. RefSeq names its product gastrula zinc finger protein XlCGF8.2DB-like. The record is from RefSeq and is a predicted model, not a curated record. Lineage: Eukaryota; Metazoa; Chordata; Chondrichthyes; Lamniformes; Lamnidae. Bases 222 to 1175 code for a protein of 317 amino acids. Gene Ontology annotation, molecular function: RNA polymerase II cis-regulatory region sequence-specific DNA binding; DNA-binding transcription factor activity, RNA polymerase II-specific. Gene Ontology annotation, biological process: regulation of DNA-templated transcription. The transcript has 2 exons.